Molecule: messenger RNA, 1431 nt
Organism: Colius striatus (speckled mousebird)
Lineage: Eukaryota; Metazoa; Chordata; Aves; Coliiformes; Coliidae
Product: loricrin-like
Exons: 5
Coding region: 1-1431 (476 amino acids)
Source: RefSeq, a predicted model, not a curated record
AUGUGCUCCAGACAGAACUCCGGAGGCUGCCAUGGAAUGUCCUCCCAGUCCAGUGGAUGCCACAGCGGAGGCUCCUCCUGCCACGGAGGCAGCUCCUCCAGCUACCAGACACAGGGCUCCUCGUGCUGUGGGGGCUCCUCAGGCUAUGGUAUGGGAGGAGGAUACAGUGGCGGGUCUUCAGGAUCAAAGAGUAUCAUUGGAGGUGGGAGUAGUGGAGGAUCAUCCAGCUGCUGCGGUGGAGGCUCCAGUGGUGGGUCUUCAGGAUCAAAGAGCAUCAUUGGAGGUGGAGGUAGUGGAGGAUCAUCCAGCUGCUGCGGUGGAGGCUCCAGUGGCUAUGGUAUGGGAGGAGGAUACAGUGGUGGGUCUUCAGGAUCAAAGAGCAUCGUUGGAGGUGGGAGUAGUGGAGGAUCAUCCAGCUGCUGCGGUGGAGGCUCCAGUGGUGGGUCUUCAGGAUCAAAGAGCAUCAUUGGAGGUGGAGGUAGUGGGGGCUCCUCUGGAUGCUGUAGUGGAGGCUCCAGUGGUGGGUCUUCAGGAUCAAAGAGCAUCAUUGGAGGUGGAGGUAGUGGGGGCUCCUCUGGAUGCUGUAGUGGAGGGUCAUCAGGCUACGGAUCAUCUGGAUACUGCAGUGGAGGCUCUAGUGGUGGGUCUUCAGGAUCAAAGAGCAUCAUUGGAGGUGGGAGUAGUGGAGGAUCAUCUGGAUGCUGCAGUGGGGGAUCUAGUGGUGGGUCUUCAGGGGGGAAGAUCAUCAUUGUAGGUGGUGGGAGUGGGGGCUCCUCUGGAUGCUGUAGUGGAGGCUCCAGCUAUGGCAUGGGAGGAGGAUACAGUGGUGGCGGUGGGGGAUCAAAGAGCAUCAUUGGAGGUGGAAGUAGUGGAGGAUCAUCUGGAUGCUGCAGUGGGGGAUCCAGUGGUGGGUCUUCAGGAUCAAAGAGCAUCAUUGGAGGUGGUGGAAGUAGUGGAGGAUCAUCUGGAUGCUGCAGUGGAGGAUCCAGUGGUGGUUCUUCAGGAUCAAAGAUCAUCAUUGGAGGCGGGAGUAGCGGAGGAUCCUCCGGAUGCUGCAGUGGAGGAUCCAGCUACAGCAUGGGAGGAGGAUACAGUGGUGGCAGUGGGGGAUCAAGCCAGAAGAUCAUUAUUAGCUCAGGUGGUGGAGGUGGUGGAUCAUCUGGAUGCUGCAGUGGAGGAUCCAGUGGUGGCUCCUCAGGAGGGCAGAUCAUCAUUGGAGGUGGUGGGAGUGGAGGAUCAUCUGGAUGCUGCAGUGGAGGAUCCAGUGGAUCCAGUGGAGGUUCCUCAGGCCAUGCAGUCAUCAUCAGCUCUGGAGGGGGUGGUGGAGGGUCCUACCAGUCCACACAGCAGAAGCAUCCCAUUGUCAUCCCCACCAUCGUGUCCCAUCAGGCCAAGCAGAGAUCUGCCUGGCCCCCCUGCAGCCAUAAGUAA